Messenger RNA from Poecilia latipinna (sailfin molly), 4836 nucleotides. Its product is annotated as integrin alpha-6-like. The transcript has 25 exons. Gene Ontology annotation, cellular component: external side of plasma membrane; integrin complex. NCBI's taxonomy places the organism in Eukaryota, Metazoa, Chordata, Actinopteri, Cyprinodontiformes, Poeciliidae. Gene Ontology annotation, molecular function: integrin binding. The coding region runs from base 88 to 3354 and encodes 1088 amino acids. The record is from RefSeq and is a predicted model, not a curated record. Gene Ontology annotation, biological process: cell-matrix adhesion; leukocyte migration; cell adhesion mediated by integrin.
CAGCCCUCCAAGUCCCUAUUUGUCGCACUCUGCACCUUCUGCACCAAAGACUCACCUUUCUUCUCGUCUGGGAACUUGCACUCUCUCAUGGAGGGCAACGACACCACCCGCGGACUGCGGCUGCUCGCCUUGUUACUGGCAUGUGGCGGGCUGCUGUCUGCGUUUAACCUGGACACCGAGGACGUCCUGAGGAGAGACGGGGACCCGGGCAGCCUGUUCGGAUUCUCUCUCGCCAUGCACCGGCAGCUUCACCCGGAGGACAAGAGAAUACUACUGGUUGGAGCGCCACAAGCCAAAGCACUGAAUGGUCAAAAAUCUAAUGUGACAGGAGGAAUCUACAACUGUGAAAUGAGCUCCAACUCUGAUGCGUGCUCAAGAGUUGUCUUUGAUAAUAACGAGGAUUCAGAAAAUGAAAACAAAGAGAACCAGUGGAUGGGGGUGACAGUCAGCAGUCAAGGACCAGGAGGCAAAGUUUUAACUUGCGCCCAUCGCUACAAGCGGCAGAGAAACGUCAACUCUCCUCAUGAAUCUCGCGACAUCAUUGGCCGUUGCUAUGUGCUGAGUCAGGACCUAACUAUCGAUCCCAGUUCAAGUGAAGAUGGCGGAAGCUGGCAUUUCUGCAACAACCGGAACAGAGGCCACGAAAGGUUCGGCUCCUGCCAGCAGGGCCUCUCUGCUACAUUCGACAAGGACUUCCACUACUUCAUCUUCGGGGCUCCUGGAGCUUACAACUGGAAAGGCGUGGUACGACUGGAACAAAAGAACGACACCUUAAUAGAUAUGGGCAUCUAUGACGAUGGACCAUUUGAGGCAGGAGAUGAGACUGAGAAGAAGCCUGAUCUGGUUCCCGCUCCUCCCAACAGCUACAUGGGUUUCUCUCUGGACUCUGGAAAAGCUUUGACCAACAAGGGUCAGCUGACGGUGGUGGCAGGAGCUCCCAGAGCUUAUUUCAGUGGAGCGGUGAUUCUGCUAAAGAAAGGUGGGGAAUUAAGCAGGAUCCUUGAAAAGGAGUACAUCCUUAAAGGCGAGGGCCUGGCCUCCUCCUUUGGAUACGACCUGACUGUGCUGGAUCUCAACGGGGAUGGCUGGGAUGACAUAGUUGUUGGAGCCCCUCAGUACUUUGAGAAGGACUCGGAUAUUGGAGGAGCUGUCUACGUUUACAUCAACAAGGCUGGAAAGUGGAACGACGUCACACCAACAAGAAUAGAUGGACCCGCAGUUUCUAUGUUUGGCCUCGCCGUGGAGAACCUUGGCGACAUCAACCAGGACGGCUACCAUGAUUUUGCAGUGGGAGCUCCUCAUGAAGACAGCGGUGCAGGCAAAGUUUACAUUUACCAUGGAUCAGCCAGAGGAGAAAUCACAGACAAGGCAUCACAGGUUUUGUUCAGCAAGUCUGCUGGAGUGAGGCAGUUUGGCUAUUCAUUAGCAGGCAACAUGGACCUGGACAAGAACUCGUAUCCAGACCUGGCCGUUGGAUCCCUCUCAGACUCUGUCUUUAUCUACAGAGCCAGACCAGUUGUAAACAUCCAGAAGAAAAUUACAUUUUCCCCAAGUAGAAUCAACCUCAGCCAGAAGAACUGUGGCAACACUUUCUGCUUGAAAGUAAAGACGUGUUUCACCUACACUGCUAACCCAAGCAGUUAUGCUCCAAGACUAACGGUGGGUUACUCUCUCGAGGCGGAUGCUGACCGGAGGAAAACCAAUCUUUUACCGAGAGCAAUCUUCACAGAGCCUUCUGACUCUGAUAGUGACUAUAUAUACAAAGGGACCAUUACCAUGGACACAAAAGGAAGGGAACAAUGUUUUACACGUCAACUUGCUAUACAGGAAAAUAUUAAAGACAAGCUGCGUGCAAUCCCCAUCGAUGUUUCUGUGAAUAUUCAAGACGCUCAACGUAAACGCAGGCAGACCCAAGCUCCUCAGCUUUCACCCGCCCUCGACGCCAACGAUGCCCAGCCAACUAGAAAGAAGGUGGAAUUUAUUAAAGAGGGAUGUGGCAACGAUAAUGUGUGUCAGAGCAACCUCAUGAUAGGAUAUCGCUACGUCUACAGAACGACUGAUGUAGAUGAAUUCACUCCUUUGAACAUGGAGAAUGGCGUGCCAGUGUUCUCAUUCACCAGCCAAAAACACAUUGCCCUAGAGGUGACGGUGACCAAUCCACAUGGAGACGACGCAUACGAAGCUUCUGUGACUGCUAACUUCCCCAGUUCGUUGACCUAUUCUGCUUACCGCGUCUCACCAGAGAAGCUGCAAAUCACCUGCAUAGCAAAUAAAAACGGAUCUAUGGCUGACUGUGAGCUUGGGAACCCGUUCAAACGUGACUCCGAGACAACAUUCUACCUUAUUUUGGGUACAGCGGGCAUCUCUGCCAGCACUUCAGAACUGGAGGUCGAACUUGUGCUAAAAACGACGAGUAACCAGGAUAACCUAAUGCCCGUGAAAGCAAAGGCUAAGGUGGCCAUUGUGUUGCAGAUGUCCUUGUCGGGACAAGUCCAGCCGUCUCAGGUUUACUUCAGUGGGAACGUCAGAGGUGAGAUGGCCAUGAAGACCGAAAGCGACGUCGGCAGCGCAGUCGCGUUCCAGUUCAGGAUAGUCAACUUGGGAAAGAGACUGACAGAGCUCGGAACUGCCACCCUCCAAAUAGAGUGGCCAAAGUCUACGAAGUAUGAAAAAUGGCUGCUCUACCUGAUGAAGAUCAGCUCCCCGGGAGUGGAGCGAAUACGCUGCACGCCCAACGAAGAGAACCUUCUGAACUUGGAACCAGUUAAAACCAGAAAGAGGAGAGCAGCAGAAAUCACAGGGGAAAGGACGGAUUACGCUUUUUCACGCCUAGAUCACAACAAGGAAACUUUGUCAUGUGACGGCACAGCAAAAUGUGUGACCAUCAGAUGCGCUCUGGGGGGCCUGGACAGGAACGCACUCAUCACUCUGAACUCCCGACUGUGGAAUAGCACCUUUAUAGAGGACUAUCCCAAGUUCCAUCAUGUGGAGGUGGUGGUAAAGGCCUCUCUCCACGUUGGCAACGCGACGACAAACACUAUGCUGAAGAACCCCGAGACAACAGUGAAACUGACCGUGUUUCCAGAGAGGCGUUCUGCUCAGUAUGGAGGAGUGCCAUGGUGGAUCAUCGUGCUGUCCAUCCUACUCGGCCUCUUGCUGUUGGCUUUGCUGGCUUUCCUUCUUUGGAAGUGCGGCUUUUUUAACCGUGCCAAAUACGAGGACAAGGUUCCCAGUUACAGCGCUGUUCGGAUCAGACGGGAGGAGAGAGCGGUACAUUCUGCAAAAGACAAUUGGGGCAACUUGGAAACGAAGCCAUGGAUGACGACAUGGCAUGACAAGGAACACUAUUCCUAAAAACAACAACAAAAAUCUAUCACCUAUUGAUGGAUCAGCAGAGUCCCAUUUUUUUUUUUUUGCUGCCCCUGCCUUUGCACAUUGAGGACUUGUAAAGUUGAGAUAGAAAACUAAAUCAUUUGAAAAUAAGUCUCAAGGACUGAAUCAAACACUGUCGUUAAGGGACCUCGAUGUUCUUAAGCUAAAUGUAUGAGAUGGACUUUCUCAAAAGCUGCCUCUUAAGCAUUUUGAGCUUAUUCGGUUCAUUCAGUGACGCCUAGAAAUAUUGGAAGUUAUAAACUUUUAUCAUAGUGUUUUGUACAUUUGAAUGACUUGAAGUGUUUGUAUUUAUUCUUGCAUGGAAUAUUUUGGUUUUUGUUUGAAGAGGUAUGCAAGGUAUGCUCCCAAAAGAUAACACAAAAAUAAUCAUUUCUGUAUAUAUACCCUCCCCCCCCCAGUCCUCUAAGUCUGUCCCAGUGGUUGGCCUGUUUCCUCUGCCUCUGUUUGUACAUAUUCUGUAUUUUGAGUGCAAGCUGAAAACUGUAACCAGGCCACAACAAAAACCAUGGCGCCAUGGAAAUUGUGACAGGGACUUAAAUGUGUUUUUGUUUUUUUAAUAAAUACUUAUAACUACUUUACAGCUUUUUUCCUGCUCAGUUGUGUUCAAAAUUAUUGUAGCUCACAAUAUCCACGAUGGGAAGCUUAGAAAUAUGUUUUCGCUUCAGAUGCGAGAUCAAACGGGAAAAUUUGUCCAGUGAGGAGAAAAAAAAAAGAUCAGCAGUUUGAACAACUGACCGCCUACCGACAUAUUGAAAUGGUCACUAUGUUAGCACCAGUCUUCCUGUAAUUGGCCAAAGGUUGUUUUUUUUUUAACAAAGGCCUCUUGUAAUAAAAAAACAAAACAAAACAUAAAACCCUGAUUGCGAGCACUCAGGUUAGCAACAAGACAAAAAAUAUUGGUUUGCUGAGGAGCAGCAUGUCCUAACCUAAUAAACUGGCCAGGGACUGUAUAUCUAAUAUGCCUGACAUGGUUAAAUAUUUACUGUUUACUGAAACUUGUAAUUUGUCUUUGCAGACAAAUGAUAACAAAGGCAAACGAUGGUGUUAUCACUUGUCAUGGUAGACAAAUGAUAAACACUACAUUGGGAGACCUGGAAAUGUUGGAAGGUUGAAUAAGGUUGAGGAAUGCAUGAACUUGUCAGAGCGCAUGGUGAUUACUAUGAAAGUGAGAAUAUUAUGACGGGUAAAAACAGGUCUGAGCAUCUGAGAUCUUGUUUCUCUUGAGAGGUAACGUCUGGAUGCAGUGGAAGUUGCCAGACAAAAAAAAAAAAAAAAUGGGUUUGACAAAAAUGUAAAAACAGAUUUUUGUUCCAAAACCCACCCAAAGUCCAAAGUAAACUGAUAGAUUUAAACUGGAACUACAGGAACAUGAUGGGAAUACUGCAAAGAAGCACCAACUCAUAGACACGUGUAUGCAUGUUAAUGAAUCAUUGCUGUAGUUGC